AUGAAAACAACAAAUUUGCUUGGUACAGGGCUACCACUUCUGUUGGUAAACACAAUAAGGGCUCAAAUAGAUUCACAAGUUCCAGAAAGUAAAGUUAUAGGGGUUUUUCCUGAAGAUCAGCACUUAUAUGUCGAGUUAAACGAACAUGGUAAAUGGAAUUGUCUUGGUGACCAGUCAAUCGAGAUUCUACCGUCUCAAAUCAAUGAUGGGAUUUGUGAUUGUCCUGAUGGAUCAGAUGAACCAGGCACUGGAUCCUGUACAGAAAACUCAAGUCUAUUUUAUUGUGAAAAUAUUGGAUUCAUUCCAAGGUACAUCUCAAACGAUAAAGUAGGUGAUGGUGUUUGUGAUUGUUGUGAUUGUUCAGAUGAAUUGUUGAGUUCAUCUCAUGUGUCGUAUACAGGUUCAACUUGUGAUGAAUUGAAUGAGAUUUAUAAUUCUAUCUCUUCAAAAGAAAAUGCGAAUUAUAAAUCUGGGAUUAAUAAAUUGAAAAAAUUAUUGGAUGAUAAUAAUGUUAUAUCACCAUUGAUAGAAUUAAAUACAAGUCAGUCAACUAUUAAUCAACUGUUAAUGGACAUUCCAUCGCAUGAAAGAAAUUUAGAAUUACUUGACAAAAAAAUCAUUGAACAAAGACAAAAUUAUCAAGAUAUUUUGAAAAAGAGUAAUCCAAUCUUUUACAAUUAUGAAAAUAAUAAGAAUUUCAACAUUUCUUUAAUUAAAGAAGAUUUGAUCAAAUAUUUUAAUGAAUUAGCCAAAUUUGAUCAAUCUUAUAAAAAUUUAUUCGAAAUUCUUGAUGAAUUAUCACAUUCGUAUUCUAAAUCCUUAAAUGAUAAAGUAGUUAAUGAAAAUGUUUUCAAAUUCAUUAAAAUUACAAGAAGUAAUAAAGAUUUCCAAGAUUUGAUUGUCGAUCCUAUUAAUGAUAAAGAAUUAUUAAGUCAAAUGUUGGAUUAUUAUAAUUUAGAAAUACCACAAAUGAUUAAUUCGCCAGAUACAUUGGAGAAAGCUCAUGAUGCAAAAUAUUUAAAGGGGAAGGCAAAUUUUGUCCCCAUUCUAAUUGAUUCUAAAUUUAAAUAUACUUCUAAAGUAUUACCUUAUUUAACUAAGUUUAGAAAUAUCAUGGAAGAUAUUAAAGAUAAUUACAACGUAAAUUUUCAAGAUUCAGGAGUCAUUGAAGCUGUAGAUUCAUAUAAAAAAUAUUUGGAUUUAUACCCCAUGGAGCAAUUUAAUAAAGAAAUUGAAUUAUCCAACGACUUUAAAGAUCAAUUAGAAAAUUGUAAACAAUUUUUAUAUAAAGUUAUACCACAAAUUUUAAACGAAGGUAUUAUUAAUGAAAAUGAAAAUAUGCAAUCAAGCUUCGAUUCCAACGGUCAAAUUAUUUAUCACUUAUAUUAUACCGUUAAAAAUAAAAUUAAUUGGUUAUUUAAUAAAUUUAAUAGUGGCUUAACAAAAUCUAAUGAUAAAUUUCAACUAGAAAAAUUAAGUAAGGAAAUUACUGCAAACGAAUUGGAAAUUAAAGAAAUUGAAAAUCAAAUAAAUGAGAAAAGGAUUCAAUUAGAUCGUUUAAGAGAAAUCGAAUCAGAACUAUUAAACAAUGAUGCUGAUCAAUUGGUUUUAAUAGAAUUGAAUCAAUUGAUGUCAAAGGAAAAUUUACCAAACAAUAAUUGUAUCACAAGUAUCGUUGAUAAUUAUAAAUAUGAAAUUUGUUUCAAUCCACAAUCAGGAGCUAUUAAACAGAUUGAAAAUAAAUUACAUGGAAAUACAGUUAAUAUCGGUUAUUUCUCCAAAUUAUACAUUCAAGAUUCAAUGGAACGUAAGGAGAAAUUUGUAAAUUAUUUACGUUUAAAAUAUGCCACUACAAAUGAUAACGGUAAUGAUUUCAUUCAUCAUUUGAUUAACGAGUCUAAAAUAAUUGGAGAACAAGAUUAUCUGUUUGGGUCCCUAGACUCAUUAAACAAUGGUCUAACAAUAACCUACCAAAGUGGUGACAAGUGUUGGAAUGGUCCACAAAGAUCUGCACAAGUGAUAUUCACAUGCAGUGAUGAAUUCCAAUUGAAAAGUGUUCAAGAAACUACAAAAUGUCAUUACGUUUUCGACGUCACAGGUCCAUUUGGCUGUAAAAUUGAUGUAUAG
Molecule: messenger RNA, 2127 nt
Organism: Henningerozyma blattae CBS 6284
Lineage: Eukaryota; Fungi; Ascomycota; Saccharomycetes; Saccharomycetales; Saccharomycetaceae
Gene: GTB1
Product: Gtb1p
Exons: 1
Coding region: 1-2127 (708 amino acids)
Biological process (GO): N-glycan processing
Cellular component (GO): glucosidase II complex
Source: RefSeq, a predicted model, not a curated record